AUGGAGUGGUUCUACACUAAGAGGAGAGGUCCAGAAUGGAAACAAGGGUGGACGGGCCAGACUCUGGCCUCCAUUUCCACCCCACCACUCCAUUUGCUCACCAUUUUUGCCAUUGUCAUUGUCUUGCUUUGGUUUUCUAAAUCCGCGGACUACAAGGCCGAGUUGAAAUACACAGCAAUCAACAUGCAGCUGUUCUUUUUCUUAUUGUCUAUCCUACUGAUAUUCGUCGUGGCUUCAAAUUCAACAAGUUGGAGGUUCAACUUUCCUCUCUUGCGCUCGGAGCAUGAUUCAGUUCAGCGAGCUGGGAGCUCGCCUUUGGGUAUUGCCAUUUUGGUGGUGCUGCUAUUGGUGUUGCUUUCUUUCCAAUCUUCUUUUCAUUCUAAGUGGUUUGGACCUCUUUCGAGGUGA
This is a messenger RNA of Juglans microcarpa x Juglans regia, 408 nucleotides long. RefSeq lists its product as uncharacterized. NCBI's taxonomy places the organism in Eukaryota, Viridiplantae, Streptophyta, Magnoliopsida, Fagales, Juglandaceae. The transcript has a single exon. Bases 1 to 408 code for a protein of 135 amino acids. The record is from RefSeq and is a predicted model, not a curated record.